UAUGCGAGGGCAAGUGCCCCCGUUCCAUCUGUGCCGUGUGAUAUCCGUACAGCGCCCCUCCUGCGGAAUACUCCGUGAUUCAGAGAUUGCUCCUUGUAAUCGCGAAUCCGGGUCUCCCGAUCAUUUCGACCGCUUAUCAACAUCAAGUAACUAAUUCCGUUCAUAAAACACAGCUUCCUCCGCUACCAGAGAACACAACUUUGUCUUUUAUCUAUACCUGAACUGGAAAACGUCCCGUCCAGAUCGUAUUGCUGCACCAGUUAGGGUUAGUACAAGCAGUUUUUCUACAUUUCUUCAUCGUCGUCAUAUUGUUACUGAAUGGAUCGGAAGAUCAUUGAGCUAGACCAAGGAUGGGACUAUAUGCAGAAGGGAAUCACGAAGCUGAAGAACAUCCUGGAAGGGUUACCAGAAAAACCUUUCAGUUCAGAGGAGUACAUUAUGUUAUACACCACAAUCUAUAACAUGUGUACUCAAAAGCCACCAUAUGACUACUCUCAACAGCUCUAUGAUAAAUACAAGGAGGCUUUUGAUGAAUACAUCAAAUCUACUGUGUUGCCACCUUUAAGAGAGAAGCAUGAUGAAUUUAUGCUGAGGGAGCUAGUCAAAAGAUGGGCUAACCACAAAGUUAUGGUUAGGUGGCUUUCACGCUUCUUCCAUUAUCUUGAUCGGUAUUUCAUUGCUCGUCGCUCGCUGCCUGCACUAAGUGCAGUUGGACUUGCUUGUUUCCGUGAUUUGGUCUACAUGGAAGUACGGGCUAAUGCUGGAGAUGCUGUAAUAUCUAUUAUUGACAAAGAACGCGAGGGAGAACAGAUUGAGCGAUCAUUGUUGAAAAAUGUUCUGGAUAUAUUUGUUGAGAUUGGCAUGGGUCAAAUGGACCAAUACGAGCAAGAUUUUGAAAUCCAGAUGCUUGAUGAUACUGCUACUUACUACAAAAGUAAGGCAACAAACUGGAUUGAGGCUGACUCAUGUCCAGAUUAUAUGCUGAAGGCUGAGGAAUGCUUGAAAAGGGAAAGGGAUAGAGUAGCGCAUUACUUACACUCUAGCACAGAGCAGAAAUUAGUGGAGAAAGUGCAACAUGAGUUGCUUGUGACCCAUGCAAAUCACUUGCUUGAGAAGGAGCACUCUGGGUGUCGUGCAUUGCUUAGAGAUGAUAAGGUGGAAGAUCUCUCUAGAAUGUAUAGACUUUAUCAUAAAAUACCUAAAGGUUUGGAUCCUGUUGCUAAUAUAUUCAAGCAGCAUAUUACAGCUGAGGGAACAAUGUUGGUCCAACAGGCUGAAGAAGCUUCUAACAGUCAGACAGCAAAUGGCUCCGGCAUUCAAGAACAAGUCCUUGUCAGAAAAUUCAUUGAGCUUCAUGACAAGUAUAUGGCAUAUGUUAAUGAUUGCUUUGUGAAUCACACACUUUUUCACAAGGCUUUGAAAGAAGCUUUUGAAAUAUUCUGCAAUAAAAAUGUUGCUGGCAGUUCAAGCGCAGAACUUCUGGCUACAUUCUGUGACAAUGUUCUUAAGAAGGGUGGAAGUGAGAAGCUGAGUGAUGAGGCCAUAGAAGAAACCCUAGAGAAGGUAGUCAAGCUUCUUGCAUAUAUCAGUGAUAAGGAUCUGUUUGCUGAGUUUUACAGGAAAAAGCUUGCUCGAAGGCUACUUUUUGACCGGAGUGCCAAUGAGGACCAUGAAAGGAGUAUUUUGACCAAAUUGAAGCAGCAAUGUGGUGGACAGUUCACUUCAAAGAUGGAAGGGAUGGUUACAGACUUGACAUUAGCUAGGGAUAAUCAAACCAACUUUGAAGAAUAUCUUCAUAGUCACCCAGAUGUAAAUCCUGGGAUUGACAUAACAGUUACUGUUCUUACCACUGGAUUUUGGCCUAGUUACAAGUCUUUUGAUCUCAAUCUUCCUUUAGAAAUGGUCAGAUGCGUGGAAGUUUUCAAGGGGUUUUAUGAAACGAAAACAAAGCACAGGAAACUUACAUGGAUUUACUCUUUGGGGACUUGCAACAUUAAUGGUAAAUUCGAACAUAAAACCAUUGAAUUGAUCGUGUCAACUUAUCAGGCCGCCGCCCUUCUUUUAUUUAAUAGUGCAGAUAGAUUGAGUUAUUCAGAGAUUAUGACUCAGCUGAACUUAACCCAUGAAGACCUGGUUCGGUUACUCCAUUCCUUGUCAUGUGCAAAAUAUAAGAUACUUGCUAAGGAGCCGAGUACGAAAACCAUCUCUCCAAAUGAUAGCUUUGAGUUCAACUCCAAAUUUACUGACCGAAUGAGGAGAAUCAAGAUUCCUCUUCCGCCUGUUGAUGAAAGGAAAAAAGUAGUAGAAGACGUUGACAAAGAUAGGCGAUAUGCUAUUGAUGCUGCAAUCGUGCGCAUUAUGAAGAGCAGGAAAAUUUUGGGUCAUCAGCAAUUAGUUUUGGAAUGUGUUGAACAGCUGAGCCGCAUGUUCAAGCCUGAUGUCAAAGCAAUCAAGAAACGGAUUGAAGAUCUCAUCACCCGAGACUAUCUGGAAAGAGAUAAAGAUAAUUCAAACACUUAUAGGUAUUUAGCUUGAGAAAGACCAUUGAUAUAUAAAAUGUUCUAUAUUAUCGUGUUGAGGCCCGCCCGCAAGCGAAGUGGGAUGGGCGGAAAUGGAAUACAAAGUAUAGCAAAAUCUUAAUGGCUGCAAAGUGGUGUAAAUGCUGUUUAUUGGGGGGCGCUUAUUCAGCACUGGAGAGAUUUGACGGAAGGAGCGAUAAUUUUUAAUCACCAAAUAAACCAUACUGUGAACUAACCUUAGUCGUCUAUACAUUAAUGAUACAUAUUCUCAUAAUUUUUCCC
Neltuma alba is the source of this 2801-nucleotide messenger RNA. Its product is annotated as cullin-1. The coding region runs from base 319 to 2535 and encodes 738 amino acids. The transcript has 20 exons. The record is from RefSeq and is a predicted model, not a curated record. Lineage: Eukaryota; Viridiplantae; Streptophyta; Magnoliopsida; Fabales; Fabaceae. Gene Ontology annotation, biological process: ubiquitin-dependent protein catabolic process. Gene Ontology annotation, cellular component: cullin-RING ubiquitin ligase complex. Gene Ontology annotation, molecular function: ubiquitin protein ligase binding.